Molecule: messenger RNA, 1068 nt
Organism: Penicillium egyptiacum
Lineage: Eukaryota; Fungi; Ascomycota; Eurotiomycetes; Eurotiales; Aspergillaceae
Source: the annotation of a GenBank genome assembly
AUGGGAAUCGCCAGUCAAUUGGCGAAGAACACUAAGGUUACUAUCCUAGGUGAUUUUUUGCCUGGUGAUGCGAUGGACCAGCGAUAUGUCAGUCAGUGGGCAGGCGCUAUCUGGCUAGGCGUUCACGAUUCGACUCCGUGGGAGCAGGAGAUGCAGUUGAACUCCUUUUCCGAGCUCUGGCGAAUUGCAGAGCGGCACCCUGAAUCUGGCAUCCGCCAGAUUGAAAUGACUGAGAUCAUGGAUAACGGAGAUCCGGCAAAAGUAUGGUAUCAAGGGAAAGUUCCUGGCUUCCGCUUUCUGUCUCCUUCGGAGCUUCCGAAAGGCGCGAAAUUUGGCAUGGUGUUCCAGACUGUCGUCAUUACACCUCCUACGUUCCUUCCCUGGUUCCGGCAGCACUUGGAGAAGCAGGGCGUGAAGUUCCAGCGUACUUAUGUCAAAUCCUUGCGGGAUUUGAGAGGUAUGGGACACGAUGUUCUGAUCAACGCCACUGGAUUCGGUGCUAUGAAGCUACUUGAUGUUGAGGAGAAGCGCAUCACUCCCGUGCGGCAACAGAAUAUCAGACUCCGCAAGGAUGGUUACAACCGGUGUUAUAUCCGCCGUGGCCCAGACGGAUACUAUUCCACGGCAUUCGCACGUGGAGACGGCACGAUCUAUAUGGGCGGGAUCAAAACGCUUGGUGAAAUCGAUUUCGCUUCCUAUGAAGACCAACGCAAAAAGGUUAGUCUUGCCUCUUUCCGUGGCCUAAAGUUGAGCACUUAUCAGAUUAAAUUUCAGAUUCUGCAACGUCAGCACGAUAAUCAGCCAGAUGUAUUCCCUUCACCCAACCCCCUCGACUACGACAUUAUUACGGACCAUGUGGGUGUGUUUCCAGUUAUUGAGCGCCAAAACGGUGGUGUUCGGGUCGAGAAGCAAGUACUUCAUGGACAGAAGGUUAUACAUGCAUAUGGACAAGAAGCCGGUGGUUUUACCUUCAGCUUUGGCCUUGGCCAGCAGGUGUCGAAGUAUGUACAGGAAUAUUUGACCGAGCUGCCAAAACCUGCAGAAACGCCUAUUCCUAGUAAGCUAUGA